AUGAUCAAUCCACGAACAGCAGCACGAGCGCAGUCCGGCGCGGCCAAUGAUCUCGCCGCUGCGGCAUCAUCCUCCUCCUCGUCCUCGUCUGCACCAGCGCCACGCCCUCCGCCCGCCUACAUCGACAUCGGCGCCAAUCUGCUCGACGGCAUGUAUCGCGGCAAGUACCAAGGCAAAAAGUAUCACGAGCCCGACCUCGACGCAGUCCUAUCGCGCGCCCGCAAAGCCAACGUCGUAGCCCAGAUAGUCACCUCUGGCUCUCUGAGCGAAUCGCGCCAAUCCAUCUCGCUCUGCUCUCAGCCAGGCAAGGAGGACCUCUACUGCACGGUCGGCUGCCAUCCGACUCGAUCAAAGGAGGUGGCCAAGCAUCCUGGCGGAUUGAAGGCAUACAUGGCAGCGCUGGAUGAGCUGUUGACGGAGCACUCCAAGCACAAUGGCGGGAGAGUGGUCGCAGUCGGGGAAUGCGGGUUGGACUACGAUCGACUCUUCUUCUCGACGGAGGAAGAGCAGAAGCCCGUCUUUGAGGCACAGCUAGACCUCGCGAUCAAGCAUCGACUGCCCUUGUUUCUGCACAAUCGCAACUCGACAAACGACUUCCUCGCCAUCCUCGAGCCGCGUCUAGAAGAGCUCAAGGGCAUGGCAGCUUCGCCGACGCCUGCUCAUCGCGCCGGCGUAGUCCACUCCUUCACCGACUCGCGCGAGGAGAUGGAUCGUUUCCUCUCCCUCGGCUUCUACAUCAGCGUGAAUGGCUGCUCUCUCAAGACUGAAGACCAGCUCACCACCAUAGCAGCCUGCCCCUUGGACCGCCUCAUGCUAGAGACAGACGCCCCCUGGUGUUCCCUCAAAGCUAGUCACGCGAGCGCGAAGCACAAGGGUCAUUACGGACAGGAUUGGAAGGACAUCUAUGAGCCUGCGGCUGUGAAGAGGGAGAAGAAGGACGUAGCGGGGAAUGAAGGGAAGAUGGUCAAGGAUCGUAAUGAGCCUUGCGCUAUUGGGCAGGUUAGUGGGGUGGUUGCGAGGCUGAAGGGAGCGGAUGUGAGGCAGCUGGCCGAGGUGUGUGAGCGCAAUACGAGGUGGGUCUUUGGGCUGUGA
Molecule: messenger RNA, 1092 nt
Organism: Jaminaea rosea
Lineage: Eukaryota; Fungi; Basidiomycota; Exobasidiomycetes; Microstromatales
Exons: 2
Coding region: 1-1092 (363 amino acids)
Cellular component (GO): cytosol
Molecular function (GO): 3'-5'-DNA exonuclease activity
Source: RefSeq, a predicted model, not a curated record